UCACUAAAGCAUAUCACCACAGAAUUUCCGCAGUUAAUGACUUGCAUCAAUUAUUUUUUCUGUACAACUGCACGGUCUGUCUUGUGUUUUUUCUUACAGGUUUGUCAUCUGACUGGGUGGGAUGCAAUGCAUUGUGAUCACCAUACUUAAGCACCAUACUGUGAUCUGUUUGAUGAGGACUAGAUUUCUGAGGAGGAAUAAAAGAUAUCCACUUUAGUCGACACUCUGUUUAUCUGCAUUCAUUUGGCACGAGAACAUGAAAAGGUUGCUGCUACUGGAUAUAAUACUUUAUGGCAUCCUGGUUAACAACACCUGGGCCUGGUCAGUUCGCAUGCCACACAGCGUUAAUGGCCUAUACAGAUCCUGCAUUGUUAUACCAUGUUCAUUCUCCUAUUCAUCCUAUCCACCUCAUAACGCUUAUCGGAUAGUGUGGUAUCAGUAUGUUGAUCGUGGAUAUCCUCUAGUGUAUGACAGUUGGAACCCUAUGGAAGUGAUUGAUAAGUACAGAGGAAGAACCAGUAUAUAUAAGGGAUCUCACUUGGACUGCAGUCUAGUGAUUGAUGACCUUAGUUUUUCCCACGAUGGAGACAGAAUAUAUACCUGGAUAGACCCGGAAAAUGUUGGAAGGAGAACUUUCAGAUUCUUUGAUGUUACUACUCUAAUUCAUGUUAAGUCAGCUGCAGACAAGCCCAUUGUUUCCAUUUCUGGGGGUUAUAAAAUUGGAGAAAGCAUUACAGUUCAAUGCACAACGCAACACUCCUGUCCUUAUAAACCCCCCUCCCUAAGUUUGACUGGGAUAGACAAAAAACCUGGAGCAGAAGACAGAUUGACAAACAACGUAAUUAGUUCUGAUGGCACCUGGCAAAUCAGACUAAAACGUGAAGGGAUUGUUCAGUCUGAAAGACACACAUUUCUGUGUUCAGUUAGACACAGGGGUGGGCUCUCUGAAUCCACUACAAAAACACAUAUUGCACAGUGUUCCAUUGAUCAAGCCAGGAUUACUCCUGAUUCAAACACAGAGUUUCUGGAGGGUCUGGAACAAGACAUCGUUUGCUCUGUUACAUACAUGUGCACCAAAAACCAACCUCAUUUUCUGUGGAAUGAUGGACAGUUACAUGGAAUCACAUCAUCCCCUACAAAACGAGGAACAAAAUAUGAAGCUAGAUCCACAUUAAAGUUCACAGCAAAGGCUGAUGAUCAUGGCAGGACCAUUACCUGCCAAACAAAUUUAGAAGGGAAUGUUCAAAGAGUGCAAAUUACUUUAAGAGUUAAGAAAUCAAUGGGCUCACUUGACUGGAGUAUCACAAUGCCCAGCGCAAUCACUGGUGUCCGAGGUUCCUGUGUGGUCAUUCCCUGCAGUUACAAAUUCAAAAAAUCCCAAUAUAGUGGUGCUGAAGUGAAAUGGUAUAAACGCUCCUCUCCAAAAAACUCUGUGGUUUAUGACCAAUCAACAUCCAAUAUCAUUAAUGAUUUCAAAGGAAAGACAAGUUUAUAUGGAUCAAACGACAAAAACUGCAGCUUAAUGAUCCAGCCGCUUGAGAUCCAACAUAAGGAAAUACUUUUUCCCUGGAUGGACCAAAAGUCUAUUGAAGAAUACCACCUAGACAAUGUAAAUGAUAUAACAAUUACCCUUGAUGUGAAAGAUACUGCUGAGAAACCACAGGCAGAACUUCUUGGCAUAGCCAAAGUUGGUGAGCCAGUAACCUUGUCCUGCAGUGUGUUGCACACCUGUCCUCCAACACCCCCAACACUGAGCCUGAGUAUUUCACGUGAGACUCCAAGUUUUACACACACACCCCUACAUAAUGGGAUAUGGAAGAAAACCAUAGAGAUUACAUGGACAGUUGAGGAAAAUGAUAAUUCUGUUACUUGUACUGCGAGUUAUGCACAUGGACAGACAUCAAAGACUGAAAUCAGUCUUAAUCCUUUAUGUCCCACUGAUCAAGCCCAGAUUACUCCUGAUUCAAACACAGAGUUUCUUGAGGGUGUGGAACAAGACAUUGUUUGCUCUGUUACAUACACAUGUACUAAAGACCGACCUUACAUUUUUUGGAGCGGUGAACAGUUACCUGGCAGCACGUUUCAUAUAUCAAAGCAGGGAACAAAACAGAAAGCUGAAUCCACAUUAAAGUUCACACCAAAAGCUAGUGAUAACGGCAAGACCAUUACCUGCCAAGCAGAUUUUAAAGGGAAUGUUCAAACAGUGGAAAUCACUUUAAGGGUUCAAAGGUCAAUGGGCUCACUUGACUGGAGUUUCACAAUGCCCAGCACAAUUACUGGCAUCCGAGGUUCCUGUGUGGUCAUUCCCUGCAAUUAUGAAUUCAAAAACCUCCAGCAUAGCACGACCAACGUAAAAUGGUAUAAACUCUCCACUUCAGGGUACCUUCUGGUGUAUGACCAAUCAACAAACAAUAUCAUUAAUCGGUUCAAUGGAAAGACAAGUUUAUUUGGCUCCUCAAAUGGCAAAAACUGCAGCUUGAAGAUCGAGCCACUUGAAAUGCAGCAUAGUCAGGAAAGACUAUUUCCCUGGAUGGACCCAAAUUCUAUUCAAUCAUACCACAGCAAAAAUUUUGAUCAUGAAACUAUUGCCCUUGAGGUGACAGAUAUUGCUGCGCCACCACAAGCAGAUCUUCUUGGCAUAGCCAAAGUUGGUGAGCCAGUAACCUUGUCCUGCAGUGUGAUACACACCUGUCCGCCAACACCCCCAACACUGAGUCUUUCUCUGAGUAAUUCUCGUGGCACUCGAGACUUAAUUCACACACCCCUUCAUAAUGGGAAAUGGAAGUUAACCAUGGAGGUUACCUGGACCGUUGAGGAAUAUGACAAGUUUGUUACUUGCACCGUGAGUUACGCAGGUGGACAGACAUCGAAGACUGAAAUCAGUCUUAAUCCUUUAUGUGACUUUCAGAAACCUGUAAUAAGUCCAAGCCAAGAUGAGGCCAUGGAAGGAAUUGAGAAGAGCUUUACCUGUACUGUGAACCACACUUGUCAAAAAGAAAAACCAAACAUAAUCUGGAAUUACCAAAACCUGCCAGUUUCUGUUGAAACACGUAAUGUUUCCCCCUAUAGUUGGAAAACAGUUUCCACUUUAAAACUGAAACCAUCAAGGCAUGACCAUGGAAAGACAUUAACAUGCACAGCUCAAACUACAGAGAGAGAGACUUCAGAUCAUGUUACUUUAAAAGUAAAAAGGGGGAUGCAAUCACUGGACUGGACAUAUACAAUGCCCAGCAAGAUCACAGGUCUCCGGGGCUCCUGCCUGGUCAUUCCAUGCAGCUUUGAUUUCAAAACGGAACAACAUAGCAAUGUUAAGGUGAAAUGGUACCUAUACUCCACAACAGAGUACCCUUUAGUGUAUGGCCCAGAUAAUGAGGAUGUCCUCAGCAAAUUCAAUGGCAAGACAAGACUGUACGGAUUGCCUAGUGAGAAAAAUUGCAGUUUGGAAAUAAAGCAACUUGAUAUGCUCCAUAAUGGGGAUAGAUUGUAUCCCUGGAUUGAUCCAAAACCAGUUCAGUCAUUUCACAAGGAAAAUUACUAUGACAAAUCUAUUGAACUCCAAAUAACAGAACAAGCCCUUAAACCAAAACUAAGUAUUACUGGCGUACCAAGAGUGGGAGAGCAAGUCACAGUGUCCUGUAGUGUCCUGCAUACCUGUCCGCCCAAUCCUCCAAGUCUGUCUGUGGGGAAAGCACUUGAUACUGACAUCACUGUACACACUCCAGUAGAGGAUGGCUUUUGGGAAACCAUCAGGGUUCACACAUUUAUAAUUAAGGAAGAGGAGCAAACUGUUACAUGUAAAGCCACAUUCCAUAGUGGACAGACAUCAGAAGCACAAAUCAAUCUCAAUGCUCAGUGUACCUAUAAGGAUAUAACCAUUGAUCCUGAGGUGGCUGAUGUUGUGGAGGGUGUUGGGAAUAACUUUACAUGCACAGUUUUCCAUUCCUGCAAGGAUCAGCCUCCAGUUUUCACCUGGAACUACAAAGACAUGCCAGACACUGUGGGGACUAAAAAAGGCCCAUCAUUAACCUGGGCCACCUACUCCAAUGCAUUAUAUAUAGCUUCAGUGGAGGAUGAUGGCAAGAAACUGACUUGCACUGCAACAUUUCCUGGUGGAGAGAUCACAACUUCCAUUGUUUUACAGGUUCAAAGAUACGUGCCAAAAGUGGUGGAUCCAUUUGAGAAUGACACUCUCCAUGUUUUCGAGGCACAUGUCGCGCCUAGGAUCAGUGCUUUGACCGGCUCCUGUGUGGUGAUACCCUGUACUUUCCAGACUGGUAACGAAUUCAUUCCGCGCCUUCGAGGUCUGUGGUACACCAAUAAGGGAAAAUAUGUUUACCACACUGGACAAUCCAAUGUUAUGGACAACUUUAAGGGCCGCACAAAGCUUCUGGGGAAUCCAGAUGACAAGAACUGCACUUUAGAAAUUGAUAAUGUUCAAGCUCAUGAUAACGGGCCAUUCUGUUUCCGUGCGGAAAAAGGCAACGAUAAGUACAGCUUCAACCACAGCUGUGUGUUCAUCAUCAUGAAAGCAUCUCCAGACAAGCCUGUGAUAUCGGCUCUUCCUGAGAAGAUGGAGCCAGGAAAGCGAUUCACAAUAAACUGUUCUGUCAAUCAUACAUGUUCCUCAUAUCCCCCAAAUAUCACAUGGAAUGUUCCGGCUGCCAGAGAAGUGGUGAGCCACGUGGAGAGAAGUGCAGGCAAAUGGGAAACAACGUCCACAAUUACUUUCAUCCCAACAGGCUAUGAAGAAGUAGAAAAUCUCAUUUGUCGAGCCUCUUUCAGGAAGGGAAAGUACGAAGAAAGCUCAACCUUACUGAGUGUGAAACGAUUUGAAGGACUGGGUAUGGACAGCAUAGGACUUUAUAUAAUUCUGCCUUUGUUUACAUUAUUGCUUUUUUGUAUUGCUGCGGGAAUCAUUUGUAGAAGAAGAAUCCAGAAGAAAUCUAGUGAUGAACCAACACCUGAAAGAAGAAGAUCAAUUUGGAGCCAACUUUCCAGGAGAUACAAUGGGGCUGCAAGCUGGCUAAACUCUUCUAUGGAAACUAGCUCACCUCCAAGGCCACCAAAACCAGAGAAGAGGCGUAGCGUCUGGAGCAGGUUUUCCAGAAGAGGUCCAGUGACCAGUACAGAUCUGACAGUGCAGUACAAAGUAAACAAUGUCAGUGCAGCAGCCACAUCUGCAGGAUAUUCAAAACCCCACUUUCCAUCACCAAAGAGUGAACCAAAGUGCUACAUAUCAGGUGGUGGCCACUUAGCAAAUUAUGAUGAUGAUUACACCAACACUGCAGAUUUCAAAAUGCAUCGGAAAAUGUAAUCAUGACAGAGGAGUCUAUGCAGAAGGAGUGAAAUACCGUUGUUUUUCUAUGACUUGGCUAAUUUGGAAUUUAUUCAGUUUUUAGAGUGUUGUUUUUUGUAAGAUAAUAUUAAGACAAAGCAGUGGUUACUGUAGCAGGUGUUUUGUGAUGGCAGAUAAAAUAGGAAAAGAAUGAAAUGAAAUUGAGAUACUGAGAAUAAGAAGAUGUAUGUAUGUUAUUCAAUGUAUGUUAUUCUUUUUGUUUUCAGAUGUCCUGUAUGUAUGAGUGUUGACAAUGUAUAAAUAUAAUAUACAUCAUUAGUAUGCACCAUUUUAUAGCAUAUUGCCUCUGAUAGCUUCUUUCUGUAUUAUGUUAUAUGCACGUGGAAUGAGAUUGUGUGCUGAAUAAAAAUUGGAACAUUA
This is a messenger RNA of Ictalurus punctatus (channel catfish), 5716 nucleotides long. RefSeq lists its product as uncharacterized. The transcript is spliced from 27 exons. The record is from RefSeq and is a predicted model, not a curated record. Lineage: Eukaryota; Metazoa; Chordata; Actinopteri; Siluriformes; Ictaluridae. Bases 257 to 5314 code for a protein of 1685 amino acids.